Messenger RNA from Gaeumannomyces tritici R3-111a-1, 915 nucleotides. Its product is annotated as RNA-binding protein 8A. The coding region runs from base 361 to 915 and encodes 184 amino acids. The record is from RefSeq and is a predicted model, not a curated record. Gene Ontology annotation, molecular function: mRNA binding. The transcript is spliced from 3 exons. Lineage: Eukaryota; Fungi; Ascomycota; Sordariomycetes; Magnaporthales; Magnaporthaceae. Gene Ontology annotation, cellular component: cytoplasm; nucleus; exon-exon junction complex. Gene Ontology annotation, biological process: RNA splicing.
UUUUUUUUUUUUGGUGCUGUGGUGCAGCAACCGAGACUCGAGCUCUCAAUCGGUGCAUGUGGUCCAAAACGCGGGGCUCUUUGUCCGACGAGCUAAGCUGAGCUCAAGAACGGCUUGUCCAUUUACUGCGCCAAGAUAUCCAGCCCACCCACACAGCAAACCCAACCGACGCCCCAUCCAGCCCCACGACCUGUACCCCAAGGUUACAGUUCAGCCGAGCUCCUUCUUCCCGACCUACGCGACGUGCCACUCUCUCCAUGCUUUUGAGCAGCCCUCCCUCCAUCCACCCAACGACCUUGCCGCAACCAGACGACCCCAAAAAAUAAAUAAGGACAGGCAAACCCACUUGGACGAAAGACAAUGGCAGACGUCGAAAUGGUCGAGGCCGACGCGGCGGCGGUCGUUGCCGACAUGGGCAGCCCGACGACCGGCGGCGAGGGCGGUGGCGGCGGCGGCGGCGGCGGCUCGUCGCAGGCCAAGGUGGCGGACAUGCAGACGCACGCAAAGGCGACGGCGGUGCGGUCCAUCGAGGGCUGGAUCGUCAUGGCGACAAACGUGCACGAGGAAGCGGACGAGGAGGCCAUCCAGGACAAGUUUGGCGACUACGGCGAGAUUAAGAACCUGCACCUCAACCUGGACCGGCGGAGCGGAUACGUCAAGGGCUAUGCGCUGAUCGAGUACGCGACGCUCCAAGAGGCGCGCGCCGCCAUCGACGGCGCACAUGAGACCAAGCUGCUGGACCAGACCGUCUACGCACUCGAACCCAUCGGCUAUACUGGGAGCGGGUCAAGGCUCUUGCAGCUACCAAGCAGCCGCAACGGCUCUCGCGAGCUUGGGACUGAUGGGCGUCGUCGUCUCGCUCAAGGCUUCCGGAGCUGGGAUUUCGGCGCCCAAAUGUCUUCUUUCUUCCCAUAG